AUGCAUGAGAACAAAGAACUACAGGCUCUUGCCAACGAGCUUAGAUCGGCUCUUCACCAGUAUCCAAACUUCCCCACCGAAGGUGUCUUGUUUGAAGACUUUCUACCAUUAUUUAGAUCUCCACAUCUAUUUAACAAACUUAUAGUAGCUUUCAAGCUUUACAUUGAGGAGAACUUUGACCAGACCAUCGACUACAUUGUUGGUUUGGAAUCGAGAGGUUUUUUGUUUGGUCCUACCCUAGCGUUAGCGCUCGAUGCAGGUUUCAUUCCAAUUAGAAAGGCAGGUAAGUUGCCUGGUGAUGUGUACAAAGUCGGUUACACAAAAGAAUACGGUGAGGAUUUCUUUGAGAUCCAACAGGAGGCCAUUCCGGAAGGGGCAAACGUCUUGAUUGUCGACGACAUCUUGGCGACAGGCGGUUCUGCGCAUGCCGGUGGUGAGCUGGUGCAAAAAUGUAAGGGUAAUAUUUUAGGAUUCUGCUUCGUCAUGGAGUUGGAUUUCUUGAAUGGUAGAGAUAGGCUACAAGCUCCAACGUUCACCUUGUUACAGGGACAGCCAGAGUCUCUCAAAGAGAGCUCAGUUUAA
This is a messenger RNA of Pichia kudriavzevii, 582 nucleotides long. RefSeq lists its product as uncharacterized. Bases 1 to 582 code for a protein of 193 amino acids. The record is from RefSeq and is a predicted model, not a curated record. The transcript has a single exon. Lineage: Eukaryota; Fungi; Ascomycota; Pichiomycetes; Pichiales; Pichiaceae. Gene Ontology annotation, molecular function: adenine phosphoribosyltransferase activity; AMP binding; adenine binding. Gene Ontology annotation, cellular component: cytoplasm. Gene Ontology annotation, biological process: AMP salvage; adenine salvage.